AUGAAACGUCACUCUACAUUAGACGUAACUUUAGGUGACCAACUCAAACAAAACAAAAGUGAUGAUGAUGAAGCGGAGGUUCUAGCUGUUCAUCACGUUACGAUCAAAGAGCUCGACGAAGAGGAACCUUUCGAGGAGGAGGUUCAUGAUGCUCCUGCCGCAUUAGAAGAUAGAGGCCAAGCGACUGUUGAUGAACUAAAAGAACUCAAUCUUGGCACAAAUGAAGACCCAAGACCUAUCUUCGUUAGUGCACUUUUGAAUCCUAGUGAAGAGGAGUCCUAUCAUCAACUGCUACUUGAGUAUAAAGAUGUCUUUGCUUGGAUAUACAAGGAGAUGCCAGGCCUUGAUCCGAAUGUUGCUGUCCAUCACCUUGCAGUCAAACCUGGAACACGCCCAAUCAAACAAACUCAACAUCGCUUCCGUCCGAAGCUCCUAAGUCAAAUCGAAGCCGAAUUGACAAGUUGA
Molecule: messenger RNA, 465 nt
Organism: Prunus armeniaca (apricot)
Lineage: Eukaryota; Viridiplantae; Streptophyta; Magnoliopsida; Rosales; Rosaceae
Source: the annotation of a GenBank genome assembly